Molecule: messenger RNA, 381 nt
Organism: Trametes versicolor FP-101664 SS1
Lineage: Eukaryota; Fungi; Basidiomycota; Agaricomycetes; Polyporales; Polyporaceae
Exons: 3
Source: RefSeq, a predicted model, not a curated record
AUGUUCUCCAACAAGUUCGCCACCAUCUUCACCGCGCUCGUCGCUGCCGCCGCAGCUGUCAGCGCUGCUCCCGCCGACAUCAUUGCCCCGCCCGUUACGGCCCCCAAGGCCGGUGACCUGUGGACCGUAGGGUCGAAGCAGGUCGUCACCUGGGACACCUCCAGCAUCCCCAGCAACACGACCGAGACCGGCGUGGCCUUCCUCGGCUUCCUCAAGGACGGCUCUGACGACGAGCACAUUGACACCAAGAACCCACUCGCGACGGGCUUCCCCAUCACCGCGGGGUCAGUCACUGUGACCGUCCCCGACGUCGUUUCCCGCGACGACUACAUCGUCGUCCUUGUCGGCGAUUCCGGAGACGUGUCUGGCAAGUUCACUAUC